AACAGCUCAUUGUAGUCUGAGCAAAAAUAUAACAACCCUACAUGUAUAAUGAUUUUUCUCACUGCACGGAUUUUACUGCUGGCUAUAUUUACGCAAGCAUACGAAAAUUUAGCCCUGUUGAAACCUGCGUAUCAGGAGUAUGAAUGGCCUUCUCGACCUAUAGAUUGGGGAGCAGCCAAGGCAGUGGAUGGACAAUAUUCUGACCGUGGAGCAGCUGGGAACCAGUGUACAAUAUCAGCUGACAAAAAACAAACAGCGACGUGGAGAGUUGAUUUAGGGAGUAUAGUCAGUAUCAGUCAUAUCGAAAUCCAUUACAGGACGGACAAUAUACCAAGUCCCGGUCGUUGGUUUCAUCGAUUUGCAGGAUUUUUUCUUUACGUUUCAAACACAACGUCAAAAGACGACGGCCAUCUAUGUUUACAUGAAAUACAAACUGUAAACGGCACACCUACGGAGGACCAGAGGAUUAACUGUUCUGUUCAGGGACGAUAUGUUAUAUACUACAAUGAACGGAGACCGGAUGUGAUGUAUCCCAUUUACUAUUCAAAAUAUGCAUUUAACGAAUUGUGUGAAUUAAAAGUUUAUGGAUGUGCUAACUAUUCAUAUUAUGGUGCAAAUUGCAACAUAUCAUGUCCUGAUAAUUGCCAGGAGCGUAAGUGUGACGUCAUAACAGGUGAAUGUCUGGGAUGUGUACCUGGUUAUCAAGGUCCCCGCUGUAGUCAGACCUGUAAUGAACUUCAUUAUGGACUAGGGUGCUCUUCUUCUUGUGGGUACUGUAGAAAUGGGGACACCUGUCACCAUGUGAACGGGACAUGCCUCAAUGGAUGUAAUGAUGGUGUGGAGGGGGAUAAGUGUCAGAAUGCCUGCCAACCUGGUUAUUACGGACGUGAUUGUAGACAUGUAUGCAGCGAGAACUGUGGAGUGACCAAUCAAUGUAACAGAUUCACAGGGAAGUGUGACGGAGGAUGCAGAAUGGGGUGGAAGGGGGUUCGAUGUGAUGAAAAAUGUGAUGGUGGUAUGUAUGGUGUUGACUGCAAUCGAAGAUGUGGCCAUUGCCUUAACGAUACACAGUGUCACCAUAUCAAUGGUACAUGUUUAGAAGGGUGCGCCCCUGGAUACGAGGGAUUGCUCUGUAUGAAUGGAUGUCCAGAUGGAUCAUUUGGCAGUAAUUGUCACAGCAACUGUAAGGUGUAUUGCGGUGGAAACGAAACCUGUGACCCGGUCACUGGGAUAUGUCACAGCGGGUGUAAGGAAGGGUGGAUUGGACCUCUUUGUAGCCAAGCACCAGAAGACACCUCAACCAUCACUGAUGCAUGUGACAACACCUUGACCAUAGCGAGCCUAGUUGCUGCGUUUAGCAUUGUUGCCAUUGGAAGUGCCAUAAACAUUAUUUUCUGGAAGAGGAGUCAAACAAAGAAUACGGAAAAAAGACAAAAUGUUCAUCAGAAAAAACAAACCUUAGAUGACAAUUAUGCAGGGAAUCUUAACAGCGAAGAUACGUUUGACUCCCAGUAUGCGGAGCUUGAAGACGUAAGCAAAGAAAAUACCUACGAAAGAAUUCAUCAAAAAAAUGAAUCUGGUGAACAGAUGUUAUAAAUUGUGCUUAAAGGCAGAGAUUUUAAGCACCGCCUUCAAAAUUACCUGGUUUGUGUACCCCUGUCAAUCAAGUGCGUUAAAGUACAUCAUUGGGUGCUAGAACUUGAUUGACAUUUACUUACUAGUCCGUGUGUAUACCCUGUACACCUUGUUUGACACUCGUGGUGUCCUUCAAAUUAACUUUUGAUUCUUUGAUAUUUACCACACAUGGUAUAAACAGUAGAGAAUCUGUAUUACUAUGGAAUUUUAAGCUUGAUAAUAUAUGUACAUACACACCUUGAAUAUUUGAAAUAAUUAUAUUCUUUAUGAUAAUAUAUAUGAAAGUUUGAUAUAACUUUUUUUUCGAAGUUCAACAAAUACUUUGAAUAAUAAUAUUGUUUUUUAAUUGGUGGGAAUAC
Messenger RNA from Saccostrea echinata, 1994 nucleotides. RefSeq names its product multiple epidermal growth factor-like domains protein 10. The record is from RefSeq and is a predicted model, not a curated record. Gene Ontology annotation, molecular function: scavenger receptor activity. NCBI's taxonomy places the organism in Eukaryota, Metazoa, Mollusca, Bivalvia, Ostreida, Ostreidae. The transcript is spliced from 14 exons. The coding region runs from base 49 to 1596 and encodes 515 amino acids.